Messenger RNA from Colletotrichum scovillei, 2771 nucleotides. RefSeq lists its product as uncharacterized. Gene Ontology annotation, biological process: positive regulation of transcription by RNA polymerase II. The transcript has 4 exons. The coding region runs from base 299 to 2080 and encodes 593 amino acids. The record is from RefSeq and is a predicted model, not a curated record. NCBI's taxonomy places the organism in Eukaryota, Fungi, Ascomycota, Sordariomycetes, Glomerellales, Glomerellaceae. Gene Ontology annotation, cellular component: nucleus.
CUGAUUGAUUUCCCUCGAGAACACCCAGUCUUGUGAGAGUCGGCAGAAAAACAUAAAAGCAUUGCUGACCGUCUCUUUUUCCCCCGUUCAGCUUUGUAUUAUCCCAAGUAUACUCUCGCCUGUUCUCGGCAAUCUACAACCUGAAGCAUCAAGAAGGACCCCACUCCUACUUACACAACCAUCCAAUCCCAACGCGCCUCACGGGACCCGGCACAUUCCAAUCUUCCGGACUCUCUUCACCGAGCCCGCCAGCUCGGUCAACACUCACGCACACAUCCACACACCCCGGUCACUCACCAUGUCCGCCAAACAAGAGAAUGAGAGCUCUGCGAGCAACUCUCCCAAGAGCAGCACCCCCGCUCCCUCAACAACAACCAGCAACACUUCACAGUCCGCCAACAGCACCAGCGCAGAGGACAACCUCAUCUGCAAGUGGAACGCCUGCAACCUGAAGUUUGUCUCACCUGAGGCUCUCUACGAGCACAUCUGUGAACGCCAUGUUGGCCGCAAGAGCACCAACAACCUCAACCUCACUUGCCAAUGGAACUCCUGCAGGACGACCACUGUGAAGCGUGACCACAUCACUUCUCACAUUCGCGUGCACGUUCCUCUCAAGCCUCACAAGUGUGAGUUCUGCGGCAAGUCAUUCAAGCGCCCUCAAGACUUGAAGAAGCACGUCAAGACCCACGCCGAUGACUCGGUGCUCGUCCGCUCGCCCCAGGACCAAGGUCUGAACGGCUACCGGGCGCAGCCUGGCAAAGCUUCUUCUAGCUACUAUGAUCAUAAUGGCCACAUUCGGACUAACUCCGCCGCCUUCGCACACCAGGCUGGGCAUGCUAGCUACUAUGCACCCCAACCAUCUACAAACUAUGGACUGUACUUCAACCAACAACCCUUGAACCCUCCCCGAACUGAGUACAUUGGCCACCACGGCGGCUAUGACAACCGCAGCAAGCGCGCCUUCGACAUGGUUGACGACUUCUUCGCCCACGCCAAGCGUCGCCAGGUCGACCCGACCUCCUAUCAACAAGUCGGCCGAUCCCUUCUCCCCCUUCACGGCGCUCUCGGCCUGCACGCCGGUCCCAUGCCCGGCUCCGACUACAUGGCAGCCCCGCCCCAGCAGCACGUUCACCACCAACAGGCCGGCGGACCUCCUUCCGGCCCCGGACCCAUGUCCCAGCAGUACUACCUGCCGCCCAUGCCCAACGCCCGCACCAAGAACGACCUGGUCCAGAUCGACCAGAUCUUGGAGCAGAUGCAGAGCACUGUCUACGAGAACUCGCACCAGGCCACGCAAGGAAUCCACAUCCACGGCCAGAACACCUUCGAUCUCCGCCACAGCCCCUCGCCCCCGGGUGUUCACAGAGGCUCUCACGCCGGCAUUCCAGUCACCCAAGACGGCUACCCCGUGUCCGCUGCUCACAUGGCGUCCCCGUUGACCGCAGUCUCGUCGACUGGAACCCCCGCCGUCACUCCUCCCUCAAGCACCAUGUCAUACACAUCUGGUCACUCGCCCAGCCCCUCUUCCUCCGGCAUGUCUCCCCAGUCCAGACACAGCUCCACCGCUUCUUCAGUCAUGUACCCCAACCUCCCGGCCGUCAGCUCCGUCUUCCCCGGCCAGUCCACAGCCUCCACGCUCGGACCCAGCUUCGACAGCAACGAGCGCAGACGCUACUCGGGAGGUAUGCUCCAGCGUGCCGCGCCCUCCUCGCCAAAGUCCCCCAUCAUCUACGAGGACUCCUCCAGCGUCACCACUCCCAAGGCCGAGUCCGUCGCCUCAUCCGUCGGCUCUCCCUCAUCCGAGUCGGACACCAGCGAGGGCGCCCGCGAGCGCGAGGAGAAGUACGACCAAUGGCUCGAGAACAUGCGUACCAUCGAGGCCCUCCGCGAGUACAUUCGCGAUCGCAUCGACCGCAGAGAGUACUCAGACGAGCCCGCCGAGAAGGCCGCUGCUGAAGCCGCUGCUCCUGCUCCCAAGUCUCCUGAGGCUAGCCGUCUCAAGUCUCCGGAGCCGAUGGAGGUUGACGCCAAGCCUGCCCCGGCUGCGCCGUUGUACCCCGUCCUGCGCAUGGCGAACUGAAGAAAGUCAGACAACCCUGCUGUCUGUGUCGAAGAGAGGCCCCAUCUUGGCGCGUGUACCAUUAGCUGUGUGUGUCCUAUAAGCGUGUCUUUUCAAAAAGUUUUUUCUCCAACUUUGAACUGAGGGAAAAGUGAUCGGUUUCAACAAAAAACUGGUUCGUAUAUCAUUCUACUGCAAAACUUUUUUUUCUCUUCUUUUAUCAUCAAAUGCGCUUUUGGCAAAAUACCUCCCAAGGCCUGUCGAAGCCUCUUUGUUACGUUUACAUACCCUGGUCGGUGGAAGUUGAAAGGGGGAAAGUCGGAUUUGAAAUCAACGCAGUCUUGAAAACGCAGAUGGAUUGGAGUGGACAUACUCCCAUCAACAACAACCAAACAACACUUUUGAUUUUCACACCAAGCAUUUUAACAUGUCAACGGAAAGAGGGCGAGUUUUAAAUAUUCGGGAGGGGUGCUUUGCGAGUUCAAAGCAUUAUUGCUAUGAGUGCGAAACAUCCUGUUCUUUCUACUUUUCAUCAACGAACGGUUGCGCGGUUCUUUUAUCACAACGGAAGUUAUCGGAACGGGGAAAUGAUGAGAUCAUGAAAGGAAACCAAACCAACCAAAACAAAGUCAUGUUGCUUCGCCACCUAUGUAGUCAGUCUCCUUGGCCUUGAACGCAAAAGGGUCGAAAUGAAUGCUUAUUGUUACCUCUG